This is a messenger RNA of Cololabis saira (Pacific saury), 1997 nucleotides long. RefSeq names its product myelin expression factor 2 (gene myef2). Gene Ontology annotation, biological process: regulation of mRNA stability involved in response to oxidative stress. Gene Ontology annotation, cellular component: post-mRNA release spliceosomal complex; nucleus; cytoplasm. The transcript has 17 exons. Lineage: Eukaryota; Metazoa; Chordata; Actinopteri; Beloniformes; Belonidae. Bases 75 to 1787 code for a protein of 570 amino acids. Gene Ontology annotation, molecular function: mRNA binding. The record is from RefSeq and is a predicted model, not a curated record.
CUGCUCUUUUCUAACUGCGUAGUCGUGCAUCUUCAUCUCCAUCUCCCUGCGUUGGUGUGAGACGAACCCUCAACAUGGCAGAUGCUGUCGUUUCUGACGAGGAGCCGAGGCAGGAGGAAUGUGGUGAAUCUAUCAAGUCUGAAACCGACGACACUUCUCAAGAAACACCGAAUGGAGUGAAAACGGACAGUGAUGAAAGUAAGCCCAGUACAGAAAAACAUGAUGGCAAGGAUAAGUCCCCUGGGAACAGAAGAGGAAACCGCUUCCAUCCCUACAAAGACAAACAUGUUGGAGAAAAGAAGAGUGCUCAGAGGAACCGAGUGUUCAUCAGUAACAUCCCCUAUGACAUGAAGUGGCAGGCAAUUAAAGAUCUAAUGCGAGAGAAAGUUGGUGAGGUUACAUACGUGGAGCUCUUUAAGGAUGCUGAAGGAAAGUCAAGGGGCUGUGGUGUGGUGGAGUUCAAAGAUGAUGAAUUUGUGAAGAAGGCAGUAUCAACUAUGAAUAAAUUUGACCUGAGCGGAAGACCACUCAACAUCAAGGAGGACCCCGAUGGGGAAAAUGCUCGCCGUGCGCUUCAGCGCAUGGGAGGAGGUCAGCAGGGUGUCCGAGGGCAGGACAUGGGGCCGGGUGGGAUGAACGUCCCACCUUCCAUUGCCAACAACCCUAACCUCCCACCAGAUGUCAUACAUGCAUUGCAAGCCGGGCGACUGGGCACCACAGUGUUUGUGGCUAAUCUGGAUUUUAAAGUGGGGUGGAAGAAAUUGAAGGAGGUGUUUGGUAUGGCAGGUGUGGUGAAACGAGCAGAUGUAAAGGAGGACAAAGAUGGCAAGAGCCGUGGGAUGGGAACUGUAACUUUUGAACAGUCACUGGAGGCUGUGCAGGCUAUUUCCAUGUUCAAUGGACAGAUGCUCUUUGAGAGACAGAUGCAUGUUAAAAUGGAUGAAAAGUCUCUUCCCCUUGAUGAUUUCCGCCAAGUAGAAAAAACCCCCCAGUUACCACGAGGGCUGGGUGGUAUUGGCAUGGGUCUGGGACCAGGAGGGCAGCCGAUAAAUGCAAACCGUUUGAGUGGAGGAGGAGGAGGAGGAGGUGGAGGAGGAGGGGGAGCAAUGGGCUCUAUGGGUGUGGAUGUUUCAGGUUUUGGUGGAAUGAACAGACUUGGAGGAGGAAUGGGUGGUGGUGGCGGCGGCUUUGGAGGCAUGGAAAGCAUGGGUGGUGUAGGUGGAUUUGGAGGCAGAGACAUGACACCAGUUGGUAGAAUGGGAGAUAUGUAUCGUUCAGGAAUGGGUGGAAUGGAUCGGGACUUUGGCCACAAUGACAUGCAAAUGAACCGAGGAUUUGGGGAUUCUUUUGGAGGAAUGGGAGGUUUUGGAGGCGCCAUGAGCAGUGGUGGCAUGGGACACAUGGGGACUGGAAUAGGUGGUGGAAUGGGCAAUAUGUCGAUGGGCUCCAACUUUGAUCGUUUAGGCAUGUCAGGGAUGGACAUGAACCGUGGCUUUGGUGGCUUUGGUGGUGGAGGCCACAUGGGUGACAGAGGAUCUGCCAAAGGAGGCUGUCAGAUAUUUGUGAGAAAUCUCUCCUAUGAUCUCACAUGGCAGAAACUGAAAGAAAAAUUCAGUCAGUGUGGCCCGGUGAUGUACGCAGAGGUCAAGAUGGAGAAUGGAAAGUCAAAGGGAUGUGGAACCGUGAGAUUUGAUUCUCCAGAGACGGCUGAGAAGGCCUGCAGGAUGAUGAAUGGAACCAAGAUCAAUGGCAGAGAGGUGGAUGUCCGCAUCGAUCGCAUCGCCUAGAGUUUGUGUACGAGUUAAAGUAUUACACUAACACAUUCAGCUCCCUUGCCAAUGAUCUCGUUUUGUUUUAAAAACACAAAUACUUCAUAUCUCCAUUUCUCCAGUUUCAUUUUUGUUUAUAUACCACAGACCUAAUUUUAUCUUUGUUUUGUAAGCCCUUUAUAAUUUGUCUGGCAGUUUAUUUGAACAAUAAACUUUUUAAUUUUUAAA